AUGUCUUCAAAUUUUUUACGUUCUACAGAAUCUAUAAUACGUCAGAAACUAACAGAAGAAUUAUCACCUUUGAUUUUAGAAAUUUAUAAUGAUUCACAUUUACAUAAGCAUCAUGCAGAGAUGAAGAAUAAUACAAAUCCUGAAACCCAUUUUAGUAGAAUUAAAAUAGUAUCUGAUGGUUUUAAAGGACAUGGACUUGUUUCUCGUCAUAAAAUAGUUUAUAAUUUAUUAAAAGAAGAACUAGCAAAUGGUGUGCAUUCUUUACAAUUAAAUACAAAAACUCAGGAGGAAUUAUUAAAAGAAGAUGUUUAG
Messenger RNA from Pneumocystis jirovecii RU7, 312 nucleotides. RefSeq lists its product as uncharacterized. NCBI's taxonomy places the organism in Eukaryota, Fungi, Ascomycota, Pneumocystomycetes, Pneumocystales, Pneumocystaceae. The transcript is spliced from 3 exons. The record is from RefSeq and is a predicted model, not a curated record. Bases 1 to 312 code for a protein of 103 amino acids.